UUCAUUCUUCAUUUCUAAUCUAUUUGAAACAUGUCUCAUAAUGUAAACUCAUCAGAUGGUUCCAGUUCAUCAAAUGUGAAUGAAUAUGAUGAGUGGGAAGCACAAAUUGUUCAACAAAAUCGACAACUUGAUGUUAUCAUGAGUGAGUUACUCAUAAGCAUACUAAAUAUGAGCGUAAGAGAUCACCCAAGAGCAAGAAGGAGGUAUUGUGAUCGGGAACGCAAGCGGGGUGAGGCACGUUUGAUGAAAGACUACUUUGUUGACAACCCAACGUAUGGUGAAGAAAAUUUUCUAGGUAGAUUUCGAAUGCGAAAACCACUAUUUCUCCGUAUAGUGGAAGUUGUUACAGCCAAUGACCGAUAUUUUCAACAAAGACCUGAUGCCACAGGCAGACAAGGUCUUUCACCAUUACAAAAAUGUACCGGAGCUAUGCGGGUGUUGGCAUAUGGGACAUCAGCAGAUGCACAUGAUGAAUAUUUGUGAAUGAGUGAGACUGUAACAAGGGAUGCUUUUGUAAAGUUUGUGGAAGGUGUUAUUUCAUGUUUGGGCUAAUGUCAUAAAAACCCUCAAGUUUUCAGGGUUUUGUCGGUUUUGCCCAAAGUUGAAUUUUAUAUCCGUUUUUACCAUAACAUUUUUCAAAAAAAAUGUUUGGUUUUACCCUUUUA
Messenger RNA from Lactuca sativa (garden lettuce), 665 nucleotides. The record is from RefSeq and is a predicted model, not a curated record. NCBI's taxonomy places the organism in Eukaryota, Viridiplantae, Streptophyta, Magnoliopsida, Asterales, Asteraceae.